GCAUGUGACCCUGGAGCACAAAACCAAUCAUAAGGGUCGAUUUUUUAAAAUUGAGAUUUAUACAUCAUCUGAAAGCUGAAUAAAUAAUCUAAACAUAUACAUACAUAAACAUAACAUUGAUGUAGUGUUGAACUUAAUGAACUGAAAGUGCUUGAAAUUGCUUAAUGCAAUCCAGAGAAAAAGGUAGCACGAAAUUAAUGCAUUAAAAAAGCAAUUAGUUACUUUUUAGGGAGUAGUGCAUUAUCGUAAUGCAUAAAGUAGUGCUAUUCUUCACACGUGUUCACUCUCAUAUCGCCUCCUGCUGGACAUCAAGCUACUUUUCUGUUCGUUUUUAAAUGAAUACUUUUUAUUCAUACGCAUCUUUUUCGUGACGUGUUGAGUUAAACCUUUAAGAAAAAAAACAAAUCAAAUAAAAUAAGACUUUAAACCACGCAAAUUAUUUCAACUAAGACUUUUAAUUUGUAAGUAACAGCCGCUCCAUAAGGAGCUUCCGCGCGCGUCGCUCAGUUGAUGACGCUUCUUCCGUAGUUUCCUGCGCGAUUUCUCCCUCCGCUCUCGUCUUCGCACACGUCUGAUCAUGUUGGGCAACAUAAUCGGACAGAAAUACGUAUCAAUCGCCAAAUCGUGUUACAGUAGAAGAGCUCUGAGUGGAUGCAGCGCAGGUUUGCUGAAGAGUGUGGUGCUCGCCGUCUGGGGUGGAGCUGGAGGCCUUGCUCUCGUUCACUUCACAGACUGGAGGCUCAUCUUGGACUUCGUUCCCUACAUCAACGGAAAGUUCAAGACGGAAGAUUAGAUGAAGACGCUGAUGUCUUUAUUUGCUGUCGGUCCGUCUUGCUCUAGAUGGACUGAAGAUGGAGAUGAUCACUGAUGGAGAUGAAGACCGCCGCUCAUGAACAGUGUGAUAUUUAUUUUUCAGAGUGUCCAAUCCCUUUUUUCCCUCAUGAAAAGUCUCACAAAUCAACAUCUAACGAUUAUAAAGAUGUAAAGCCGGGAUGUUUUCUGUGUUUCUAUGCAGAGCUUCGUCGGUUCUUUCCACUGAAUCCUCCUGGAAUAAAUACACUGUAACUCUGUUAUUGAGAACCUCAUCGUGGACCUGAACUCUGCUUUUUGUGAUGUCCGUGUCAUCCGCGGGUCACUGCUGAUGCUUGUUAAUAAAUCAAAGAAAAGGAA
Cyprinus carpio (common carp) is the source of this 1170-nucleotide messenger RNA. Its product is annotated as cytochrome b-c1 complex subunit 10-like. Bases 578 to 793 code for a protein of 71 amino acids. The transcript has 3 exons. Gene Ontology annotation, cellular component: mitochondrial inner membrane. NCBI's taxonomy places the organism in Eukaryota, Metazoa, Chordata, Actinopteri, Cypriniformes, Cyprinidae. The record is from RefSeq and is a predicted model, not a curated record. Gene Ontology annotation, biological process: mitochondrial electron transport, ubiquinol to cytochrome c.